CAGAGAGAGAAUAAUAUCACAAACGUACUCCAAGCAGCAGCGGCAGCACUGUCGCUCGCUGGCGUGUUGCUGUUCCCUUUUCGGCGAGGCGUUUCUGCUCCCUGCAGCGUUAGUGGACAAAAUUCUCCCCCGACAACGCCACCUGGACCUGGACUGCUGAAUCACAUACACGCAUAUCGCGGAAUUUUGCGAGCUGCUCUCAUGCUCUGCGAUAGUGUUUUGCGUGAGCGGUUUGCUUGUCGGUUACGGGAUGGAAUCCGAGGAUUUCAAGCUGUAGCACUGAUGUUUCCGGAUGAACAGGCCGCGAGUUCUGAUCGGUGGAUGCGCGGCCGCGCUCGGACCGGGAUUGGCGGUCGGAAGCGGUUGGAAUUGGAUGGAGGUCACGACGCACGGCCUGUUUUAGUGUGGAGACUGCGCGCCGCCGGAGAUUCUGCUGGAGGAAGCGGAAGAGUUUCCGCCAGGAAGCUUGCGGCGUCGCUGUGGUGGUUGUGCGCGCCAACGAAUGAAAUUGGGGGAAGCGUGCGGCGAAGGUAUGGCCUGUUUGGCCGACGCGAUUUUGUGUUAUGUUCAUCAAUACCUAAUACUAGAGUUGAGAUGGAAGGACUCACGAAAUUGGAUCUAUGUUGCUCAAAAACAUACCAUGGGAGGCUCAAAACAAGUUCACAGAUUGCAUCAAUAGAAUCUGCUAGACAGACUGAAAAUGGAUUUGUACCUAAGGAAGAAUUGAGGAAACAGAACACUCACCUCAUCAAGAGCUUCAACAAAGACAUACCAACACGACAUCUAAAGGUGAUUUGUUCAAUAUUGAAGAAUCUGGCAGAUGAUAUCAAAAUGGAAAGAACAAAAUGCAGGAGGAUGUACAAUGUGAAUUCCAAGCUUCUAACUAACAUUGUCAACACAAAUUCAUCGAUUGGGAUGCUCACUUAUCAUCUUGAAAAAGAGAAAAGACUGAGAAAGCUAUUGGAGAGUGCUUGUCAUGAAUUAGCUAAAGUAGCUGAAGCCAGCAGAGGUGAAACCACAGAGUUAAGGGAUCGGCACGCACAAUUUCAAAAGGAGGUCGAACGCGAGAUUAAAAUUAUGCAAAUAGUAGACGCUUAUCGCGAAGAACGAGCGCAAAUGAAGAUAGUUGAAGCACAGAUGAUAUUCGAAGAUAAGAACUCAACAAUGGAUAACAUCAUAGAAGGCGCCGAAUCAUUUUUAAGGCCAAGUUUAGUUACAAAGAAUGAAAUCUCCAAAACAGAUCCAACCUUAGCUAGUCAACAAACAAGAUUACGCAAAGGUUGCUUCAAUCAACGAAGAAAUCCACACAUUGUUCGAGCAAUGAAAGGCCAUAUCGUGUGGCCCCGGGAAGUCCAAAGGCACGGCUCGGCUGCGAAGCACUUGGAGGCAAAGCUGGAGAGCCAGAGAAUGCUGAUGAGGAAUGUACUCAAACAAAGGGGAGGAUGAAGGUGGGGAAGCCUCCUUGAUGGAGUUAUUAUUUCCAGGCGUGGCUCAAAUUUUCCUCAUGGUGACAAGAAAGAUGUCUGAAUGCAAGUGAAGUAGACAGAGAGAGACGAUGAUGGUGAGUGCAGAAAGAAAUUUCCACAAAUCUGGAGGCGGAAGGGACGCUGAUCACGUGCGGGGCAUGUGCUUUGAGGUAGGAGCUGGGAUGGGAUGAGAUGGAAUCCACACGGGCAUUGAUGUCUGCCUGUAAACCCUUUCCCUAAGGCGGUUGGUUGAAGGCACAAAACAAUGCGUAAUUUCUCCGAGCUUCCACACCACACCAUGGAUCGAAUCGCGGCUCCGCCAUACAAAUUUCUUCCCACGUCGCACUGAUUCUGCACUGUCCGCUUGCAUUGUCUCGCCAUUGGUAGAAUUCGCAGCAGCUUGGGAGAGAGAGAGAGAGAGCGUUGGGAUAUGAUGAGAGGGGUGAUUCGACAGAGUCGAGAUCUUUAUGCUGCCCUAAUCGUAGUCCUGCUUCUUCUUCUCGGUGUUCAACAAUGCUGUUGCAGCUUGUUGAGUUAUUCCGAAAAGAGUUCUAAGCUAGCCGAGAGACGAGCAGACGUACUUUUACCCGACACUUCUCCAACAUCUGCUCCUCAGCCAUUUCUUCCUCUUCUCGCGCCAUCUCCUUUGACGCCAUUCGCCAACAGCACAAUCCCCAAAUUAUCCGGUCUCUGCGUGCUGAACUUUACGGUCCUAUCAGACAUGAUGAUCGUGACAUCAACCGAUUGUAUGGCUGCAUUCGCCCCUGUCUUAGCCAACGUAGUGUGCUGUCCGCAAGUGGAGGCCACACUCGCUGUUCUCAUCGGUCAGUCGAGUAAAUAUACGAGCACGCUCGCUUUAAAUGGAUCGCUCGCAGCGCAUUGUCUUUCAGACUUCGAACAGAUUCUCGUCGGUCAAGGAGCCAACGAUAGUCUUUCUCAUAUAUGUUCUAUUCGACCGGCAAAUCUGACUGAAGGUUCUUGCCCAGUUAGCGACCUUGUAGAGUUUGAGAGCACGGUCGAUUCUUCUAACCUUCUCGCCGCCUGUGAAAAGAUCGACAGUGUAAACGAGUGUUGCGAACAGGUUUGUCAGAACGCUAUAUUGGAUGCUGCAAGAAAGCUCGCUCAGAAAGCGUACAACCUUCUCACCCUCGACGGUUCCCUUGUGUUGUCCGAUCAUUCGAAUAGGAUUAAUGACUGCAAAAGCGUCGUGCUUCGAUGGCUUGGAAGUAGACUCGAGCCUUCGACUGCGAAAGAAGUUCUUCGUGGAGUAUCUAGCUGCAGGAUUAAUAAAGUUUGUCCGCUGAAUUUUCCGAAUGUGAGUCGCGUUAUACACGACUGUGGUUCUGGAAAUAACAGCAACGAAACAGCGUGUUGUAGUUCUAUCGAGAGCUACGUCUCUCACCUCCAGAGGCAGAGUUUCGUCACCAACUUGCAAGCUCUAAACUGCGCCGCAUCGCUCGGAGUUAAAUUAAGGAAAGCGAACAUUACAAAAAACGUCUACAGCCAAUGCCGUAUUAGCCUCAAGGACUUCUCCCUCCAAGUUGGUGCUCAGGAGUCGGGAUGCCUCUUGCCUAGCUUGCCGUCAGAUGUAGUGUUUGACAAAUCGUCUGGCGUCAGCUUCCUGUGUGAUUUAAAUGACAACAUUCCAGCCCCUUGGCCCGCCUCGUCUCAGUUGCCAUCGUCGUCGUGCAACAAAACUGUGAAAAUCCCCGCACUCCCUGCAGCAGCUUCCGGGCAAAGCAGAUUCGACAAUGCCGGCACAAUGUGUCGACUGUGUUUAAUGAUCUACGCGGCUGCGAUUUUGAUUUUUACCGCAUAAGUGCAAAUGAACGAAGCGUCUGAGAAAUUACGUCGAGAAUUCGAUCGAAUUUCAUGCCGGAGAAGCUCCGAUGAGGCUGCUGCUCCUGCAUUUGGAUAUCGGCCUCAGCCAUAGUCGGAAAAACGACUCAUCUGGGCUUUCUGAAAGGUUAGUUCUUGUUCAUGAAUUUACCGUUAAUGUGAUAUAUAUAGAUACAUAUAUAUAUAUAUAUAUACACGUGAUUCUUCUGUGGUUUUGUAAUAAGGGUUUUGGGUUUUUAGUU
Andrographis paniculata is the source of this 3547-nucleotide messenger RNA. RefSeq lists its product as uncharacterized. The transcript is spliced from 12 exons. Gene Ontology annotation, cellular component: plasma membrane. Lineage: Eukaryota; Viridiplantae; Streptophyta; Magnoliopsida; Lamiales; Acanthaceae. Bases 1897 to 3285 code for a protein of 462 amino acids. The record is from RefSeq and is a predicted model, not a curated record.